Microtus oregoni (creeping vole) is the source of this 1391-nucleotide messenger RNA. RefSeq names its product armadillo repeat-containing X-linked protein 3-like. NCBI's taxonomy places the organism in Eukaryota, Metazoa, Chordata, Mammalia, Rodentia, Cricetidae. Gene Ontology annotation, molecular function: protein binding. The transcript is spliced from 3 exons. The coding region runs from base 234 to 1376 and encodes 380 amino acids. Gene Ontology annotation, cellular component: mitochondrion. The record is from RefSeq and is a predicted model, not a curated record.
CCCCCAUCAGUGGAGAGCAGAAAGAUUGUUGGGUGUGGCAACACCUCACAGUAAAGGAAGAAGGGGCAAGCUGCUUGUUCCCAGGAGGUUUACCUCCAGAACUAGUUACUGCAGCUUCAAAGUGACUGAAGAAGAUCGUUCUCCAUAGGCCUGCGCUCAGGCCCGAAGCCCUCUUCCCCUAUUUUGAGUGGCCACUCUAUUUCCUGGUCCCUGCCGUUGUCAGGGACGAUUGCAUGGGCUACGCCAGGAAAGUAGGCUGGGUGACUGCAGGCCUGGUGAUUGGGGCUGGAGCCUGCUACUGCAUCUACAGAUUGGCCAGAGGAAGAAAGCAGAACAAGGAGAAAAUGGCCGAGGGUGGCCCUGCUGAUGUGGAUGAUGCCGGGGACUGUCCUGGGGCCAGGUAUAAUGACUGGUCAGAUGAUGAUGAUGAUGACAGGAAUGAGAGCAAGAGUAUAGUUUGGUACCCACCUUGGGCCCGGAUUGGCACUGAAGCAGGGACCAGAGCUAGAGCCAGGGCAAGAGCCAGGGCUACGAGGGCUCGGAGAGCUGUCCAGAAAAGGGCUUCUCCUAACUCAGAUGAUACUGUUUUGUCCCCUCAAGAGUUACAAAAAGUACUUUGUUUGGUUGAGAUGUCUGAAAAGCCUUAUAUUCUUGAAGCAGCUUUAAUUGCUCUAGGUAAUAAUGCUGCUUAUGCAUUUAACAGAGAUAUUAUUUGGGAUUUGGGUGGUCUCCCAAUUGUUGCAAAGAUUCUCAACACGCAGGAUCCCAUCGUGAAGGAAAAGGCUUUAAUUGUCCUAAAUAACUUGAGCGUGAACGCUGAAAAUCAGCGUAGACUUAAGGUGUACAUGAAUCAAGUGUGCGAUGACACAAUCACUUCUCGAUUGAACUCAUCCGUGCAGCUGGCUGGACUCAGAUUGCUUACGAACAUGACUGUUACUAAUGAGUAUCAGCACAUACUUGCUAAUUCCAUUUCAGACUUCUUUUGCUUAUUUUCAGCAGGAAAUGAAGAAACCAAACUUCAGGUUUUGAAACUCCUUUUGAAUCUGCCUGAAAACCCAGCCAUGACUAGAGAAUUGCUCAGGGCUCAAGUGCCAGCUUCGCUGGGCUCCCUCUUUAGUAAGAAGGAGAACAAAGAGGUUAUUCUUAAACUUCUGAUCAUUUUUGAGAACAUCAAUGACAAUUUUAAAUGGGAAGAAAAUGAGCCUGCUCAGACUCACUUUAGUGAGAAUUCACUUUUUUUCUUUUUAAAAGAAUUUCAAGUGUGUGCCGAUAAGGUUCUGGGAAUAGAAAGCCACCAAGAUUUUCUAGUGAAAGUAAAAGUUGGAAAGUUUGCAGCCAAACUGACUGAGCGUAUGUUCCCAAAAAGCCAGGAAUAACUUGGUGGCUUUGUA